AACUUUCUCGGCCCUGAUGUCUUUCUCAUAGCAGCCUAAAAGCCUCGAAUGGACACUUUGCGUGCUUCUGAACAGACGACGCGUUUGUUGUUGUUUUUCUUCUUCUUCUUCUUCUGGAAGUGAGGACCGUUUCUUUUUUUUGUGGGGGGGGGGGGGGGGUCGAGGAAGCUGUUCGGAUUUUUGGAUAAUGAAGGAAUUUAAGAGGCUCCAGCGAGGAUCGGACGAGGAGCGCAGAAUAAAAAAAGUUCGGGAGGACGGCGAGAAAACUUUGCAGCGCCCCGCAGAUCCCCCCUCGCCAUGCCGACUCUGGUAGCUCACUCGACAUCGAAUGAAGAAAAACGUCCUCUUUGGGGGUCCCGAGAAACAGGACAAGCGAAGCCCCUGAAACCAAAGUGAUCUCUUGUCUUCUUUUUUUUGUGGUGGUGGUGUUUUUUCUUUUUCUUUUUUCCGGUUGAGAACCUCUCGCUCCCAAGAUGUCUUCCCAGGCUCGGAGCCCCAUUGUUGGAUUGUGCGGGGUGCUCUGCGUCCUGGCGGCCUGGCUCUCGGGCUGCGGCGCGGCGCUGUCCCCCAACGGGACCGUGUUCGAGGACAACUGCAAGAAGACGUCGACCUGCGAGGCUCUGAAGUACAACACAUGCCUGGGCUCUUCGUUGCCCUACACGCAUACCUCCCUGGCCCUGGCCGAGGACUCCUUCACCCAGGACGAGGCUUUCGAGAAGCUGACCAUGUGGUCCGGCCUGCGGAACGCUCCUCGCUGUUGGUCCGUCAUCCAGCCGUUGCUCUGUGCCAUCUACAUGCCCAAGUGUGAGAACGGUCGGGUCGAGCUGCCCAGCCAGAGCCUGUGUUUGGCCACGCGUCGGCCGUGCAGCAUCGUGGACCAGGAGAGAGGCUGGCCCAGCUUCCUCAAGUGUGACAAAUUCCCAAUCGGCUGUUUGAAUGAGGUGCAGAAGCUGAAGUUCAACAUGUCCGGCCAGUGCGAAGCUCCCCUGGUGAAGACGGACAUUCAGUCCAGCUGGUACAAGGACGUGGAGGGCUGCGGCAUCCAGUGUGACAACCCGCUGUUCACCGAGGAGGAGCACAACGACAUGCACGCCUACAUCGCUUACUUCGGCACCAUCACCCUCUUCUGCACCUUCUUCACCCUGGCCACGUUUCUCGCCGACUGGAAGAACUCCAACCGCUACCCGGCAGUCAUUCUCUUCUACAUCAACGCCUGUUUCUUCGUGGGCAGUAUCGGCUGGCUGGCCCAGUUCCUGGAUGGCGCACGCGACGAGAUUGUGUGCAAGAGCGACAACACCAUGCGACUCGGCGAGCCGUCGUCUUCAGAGACGCUGUCGUGCGUCACCAUCUUCAUCAUCGUGUACUACUCCCUGAUGUCGGGCGUGAUUUGGUUUGUGAUGCUGACCUACGCCUGGCACACGUCCUUCAAAGCCCUGGGCACCACGCAGCAGCCGCUGUCUGGCAGGACCUCCUACUUCCACAUGGUCGCCUGGUCCAUCCCCUUCGUCCUCACCGUGGCCAUCCUGGCUAUCGCCGAGGUGGACGGAGACUCCGUGAGCGGGAUCUGUUUUGUCGGCUAUAAGAACUACAGAUACCGAGCUGGGUUUGUGCUGGCCCCCAUCGGCCUGGUGCUCGUCGUCGGCGGCUACUUCCUCAUUCGGGGCGUCAUGACUUUGUUUUCCAUUAAGAGCAACCACCCGGGACUACUGAGUGAGAAAGCUGCCAGCAAAAUCAAAGAAACGAUGCUGAGGCUUGGUAUCUUUGGAUUCCUCGCUUUCGGCUUUGUUUUCAUCACCUUCGGCUGCCACUUCUACGACUUCUUCAACCAGGCGGAAUGGGAGAGGAGCUUCAGAGAAUACGUGCUGUGUGAAGCCAACGUGACAAUCGCCUCGCAGACCAACAAGCCGAUCCCAGAAUGCAUCAUUAAGAACCGGCCCAGCCUGAUGGUGGAGAAAAUCAACCUGUUCUCCAUGUUUGGGACGGGUAUUGCCAUGAGCACCUGGGUCUGGACCAAGGCCACCAUCCUCAUCUGGAAACGGACCUGGUGCAAGGUUAUUGGCCGUAGUGACGAUGAACCCAAGAGGAUCAAGAAGAGCAAGAUGAUCGCCAAGGCGUUUGCGCUCAGGAAGGAACUUCACAAGGACCCGGAAAAGGAGCUGUCCUUCAGCAUGCACACCGUGUCCCAUGAAGGACCAGUGGCUGGAAUCAAUUUUGAGCUAAACGAGCCAUCGAAUGACGUGUCGUCCGCCUGGGCGCAGCAUGUGACCAAGAUGGUGGCGAGGCGAGGUGCCAUCCUGCCUCAGGACAUCUCCGUUACUCCGACCGGCACACCAGUGCCGCCCUCAGAUGAGAGGAACAGGCUGUGGAUGGUGGAGGCUGAGAUCUCACCGGAGAUGAUAAAGAGGAAAAAGAAGAAGAAGAAGAGGAAGAAGGAAGCGCGUCAAGUGGAGGAAGCCGCGGACCGCCAGCGCGAGUUUGGUCACAGCUCGGUGCCUCGCUUGCCCAAACUGCCGUGCCACCCCAGUCUGGUUGCAAAUCUGCAGGAGCAGCAGAGGCAACAGCGGAAGCUGGAGGACGAAGUCCUGCCAGGGUCCUACCCGGAGGUCCAACCCUCCCACCCUCUGUCCCGCGAGCAGAACUUCCCCUAUCCGUCUUACCAGAGCAGUCGGUACAGCUACGGCCGCAGCCACCCACCCACCUUCAACGACCGCCCGGAGGAUCUGGGUCUCGGCCCACGCUGCCUCCCUUCAGCCUCCAGCUGGCAGCCCAGCGGACCUUCCAGCUACCCGGGGGAGACGGAUCUCACCGGCGGGCUGUCGGAGCGGUUGGCCCACGUGGCUCGGGUACCGGCAGGACGAAGGGCCGGCUACGGACCCAUUCACUCCAGGACCAAUUUAAUGGAGGCGGAGCUCAUGGAUGCCGACUCUGACUUCUAAGAGCACAGCUCCGGUGUAUUGCUCUGCGGUACACAGACAGUAAGCGACAAGAAGUGCUGGAUACUUUUAAAAAAACGAACUGAAUUGCAUCUAAUUCCACCUCCCCAGCGUUCCAGAUGGAACUAAGCCGCUCAGUUUUGUAUAUGUUUUUGUGAAAAAACAAGGAUAAAGGCGAGAAAUAUGUUGUGAAUAAAUUAAUGAAAGAAUAUUUUUUUUAAACCUUAUUUGUGUCCAAUCAAAUUUCAAAGGCAACUCCAUAAUGACGAGACAAAAGGCAGCUACACUUUAUAUGGCUUGAAACAGAACCCACUGUGUAUUCACGAGGAAUUUUUAUUUGACACCGUCGACUUUAAAAAAAAAAUGUUAUUACCAUUAAGGACAUUUAAAGAUGAAGGCAGCCGAUGGAACCUUUUAAAAGUCCAUUUCAUUGUUACUCUUUGAAAUUCUUACUGCCCCACGGCUGUGAACACAAACUCUUACAGAAGACCACACAGAUUUACAAAAUGCUACGGGCUACUUGCAAAUACUUUUGAACCCAGGUCUUCUUUGGUGUUAUAUUUAAUGUUUUUUAGACUCCAUUGCUCUCUUCCCACCACUAUUUAGCCAUUCAUUACUAUGUUUAUGUACAGCUAACUAGAGGUACAAUUUGCAUAUGCUCGGUUGCCUGGUGCAAUAAACCAACAAAUAUAGCUUGUUUCAUUUUGCCGUGAGAAAAAAGAAAUAUUGAAAUCAAUGCUGUGGCUAUCUUUUUCUCAAUGAGUUCUCCUUGAAAGUGUUAUUUUUUACUGCAGCAUGUCUACUUUUGUUAAUCUGUUGUACAUAUUCAAUAUAAACUGGGCUUCAUAUGUAUUUUCCUUUCUUCAUCCAUUUCAAAAUCUUUUGUUUGACGUAUUAUAGACCGCAGUGGGCUUAGAAGUCACUUUUUUACUUAAAAUGCUACUAUUUUACAGUCUCUUUCUAAAUAUGUGUUAUGUAUAUAGGUUGUUCAUAGAUUUCCCAAUAAGGGUAUUAUUUGUACAUAUUUAUAUAUUGGAUCACUUGAUUUCUCUGCUGAUAUGAUUUAAAAAAAAAGGGAAGAGUCAACGAUGCUAUAAAAAGUUGUCACUGUACUUGUGCUGUAACCAAAAUGUCACGUAGUAUUGUCAUUUUACACUCAAUAUGGAUAAAUGAUGCUGAAGUAAUUCUUACCCAACGCUGAGCAGUUUCUGUAAUGAAAGUGUUCUAGAUAUUCAUGUGAGAUGUGCAUGAUGGAGAAUAUUUAUGUUAAAAGUAGUUACCACAGUGCUAUAAAUUCAACAAUAUAGGGAGUUGGGUAGCAAAAUAAAGAAUAGCUGAUAUCCACCCAAAGGGUUUAAAUUCAAAGAUUAUUAAGAGGCUAAAUGAAGAUUAUGGUUUUACUUUGUAUGCCCUAAAAGUAAUCAUUUCGGUUUUUGUACGCUGUCAAAAAGAUUUCGGCUUUGAGUUGCUUUCUGUGUUUAGUCUCCCAACUGUGUCAAAAUAAGUUUACUGUCACUUUGUGCAGCUGUACUUUUUGUUUUUAUAUGUAAAUAAAAGGAACCCUACACUU
Pseudoliparis swirei is the source of this 4503-nucleotide messenger RNA. It is a transcript of the gene smo, whose product is annotated as smoothened, frizzled class receptor. NCBI's taxonomy places the organism in Eukaryota, Metazoa, Chordata, Actinopteri, Perciformes, Liparidae. Gene Ontology annotation, molecular function: transmembrane signaling receptor activity; patched binding. Gene Ontology annotation, biological process: positive regulation of smoothened signaling pathway; central nervous system development; commissural neuron axon guidance. The transcript is spliced from 12 exons. The coding region runs from base 474 to 2936 and encodes 820 amino acids. Gene Ontology annotation, cellular component: cilium; dendrite; plasma membrane. The record is from RefSeq and is a predicted model, not a curated record.